This is a messenger RNA of Diplodia corticola, 1008 nucleotides long. Its product is annotated as transcriptional family amidohydrolase family protein. Gene Ontology annotation, molecular function: hydrolase activity. The transcript has 2 exons. NCBI's taxonomy places the organism in Eukaryota, Fungi, Ascomycota, Dothideomycetes, Botryosphaeriales, Botryosphaeriaceae. The record is from RefSeq and is a predicted model, not a curated record. The coding region runs from base 1 to 1008 and encodes 335 amino acids.
AUGUUCCAGGGUCCAAAAGUAGGCAAACCAGGACUCUCGAGAGACAUCAUUGACUCUUCAUGUAGCUCAAAUUCCUCGAAUGCCAGCAGUAAUGUCAACUGGCAUAUCCCCGUGGAGUCCUGGGAUACGCAUGUGCAUGUUUUCGAUCCCCGGUACCCAUACUCGCCUGAUCGACAAUACACGCCAGAGUCGGCGUUAUACGACGAACUGCUGGCAUUCAAUGACAAACUGACGGUAACAAACUCAACUGAAAAUAUCGUGCUGGUUCAGCCAUCGCCUUACGGAACUGACAACUCCCUGAUUCUGGACCUCCUCCGCAACCAUUCUGCUUCUCAGCAAGACAACCUGCUUCGCGCCAUUUCCGUCAUUGAUCCCGAAAACGUGACGGAUGAAGAGCUCCAGGAGAUGAACUCGCUCGGCGUCAGAGGCAUCCGCAUCAAUACGCAAGGAGCGGACUCGGAAGAGACAGCAAAGGAUCUCCGCAAAAACAUCACAUCAGCGGUGGAAAGAGUCAGAGCAUUCAGCAAUUGGAAGUGUCAAUUGCUGGUUUCCGGGAUCAGCUGGGACUACAUCCACGAUGUUGUCCGUGAUCUCCCCAUCCCCGUCAUUGCAGAUCACCAGGGUGGGAUGGGAGGUCUCACGAAGCUUGCGAACGGCAGCACCGACGUGACCGCACAGCCGGGCUUCGCAUCCCUUCUGGACCUGGCUAAGCGAGGGAAGGUCUUUGUCAAGAUAUCUGCGCUGUACCGCUCGUCGAAGCUCACCGAGGGGGGGUAUGACGAUGUGGAGCAGCUUGUCAAAACCUUCGCUCGGGAAGUGCCGCAGCAGCUUAUUUGGGGGUCAGAUUGGCCUCACACUGGGUCGAACCGCAGCGAGGCGACAAAGUACGUACCGGAACCUUUUAGGAAAGUGGAUGACGAGGCUGUUUUGAAGAAUAUCAGGAAGUGGGUAGGGCCUGAGCUGUGGCAUCAGAUGACGGUGGUCACCCCGGGGAAAAUCUAUAUUUAG